GGUAUUUAAUGUAUAUAAAAAUUAUCAUUUAUUUUUGUUCCAGGCUAAUUUUAUAGCACUUGACCUUGAAGUGGUUGUAGACACAUUUUUAAAAUGCAGAAGUGGUUUCUGUCUGAAUAUGUAGAACCGCUUGAAGGGCUUCACAGGCUUUUGGAAGUUGACAGGGUCACUGUGAAGCAAAUAAAAAAGAACCAAAGUUCAAAGCUACAUGAUGCAGUAGUUUAUGAAGCCCUGCUAGAUACUUCUGAACUUCUUUUAAAAUUUGUUGAAAAGUCUAGCUUUGCACAAAGAUUCUGGUGUGGAUCUCACAGAGCGUUCGAUAUGGAAGUGCGAAAUGUAAACGGAAAACUCGUUAUGCAUCUCCAACGGCCAUUGAAGUGUUCAGCGGUUGUAUGUUUUUGUUGUCCUUAUGAAAUGAAAGUUGAAGCUCCAGUAGGUGAACCAAUGGGUAGUAUUGUUCAAAAUUAUGGACGAUUCGGUCAUACAUUUUACCUGAAAGAUUGGAAUGAUAAUAUAAAUUUAGAUAUAAAAGGUCCUUGGUUUUCUUAUACCUGUUGUUUUGAUCUUAUUUUUAAGAUUUAUGCACAUGGACAUAAUAGAUCAAUUGGACGGAUAAUAUGUCGUCGAGAUCAAGAAAAUGAUAGUUUUCGUGUUGACUUCCCUUUAGACUUGGAUUAUCGUAUGAAACUUUUGCUUAUUUGUGCUGCAAUAUUUUUGGAUUUUGUAUACUUUGGGACUAAAUGAAUUCGCCUUGAAGUGUUACCUUUCUUUUUGCAUAGUUCUUUUCACAAAAUUCUAGCUCCCUUAAUCUUUGGACUUAAAACCGCACGAGAGAUGUUAAAAACUACCAUCAUUUACCUUGAACAUCAUGGAUGAAUAGUGUGAUUUAUUCAUUGAUUUAUUAUUAUCAGGAAAAAAAGAACUUACUUACGCCUGUUACUCCUCGUGGAGGAGCAUAUGCCGUACACCAGCACUCUCCAUCCAACCCUGUCCUGGGCAAUCCUUUCCAGUUGUUAUUCAUCCUUUUCAUAUUUAUUUCCAAUCCCCUCUACAAUGUGUUCUUUGAUCUUCUUCUUUUCCUGGAAAAAUAAAGAAACAAUUACAAAUAUUAUUCACUAUGAAUAUAAAUUAAAAUAGACUCAUUUGAGAUCAUGGAGAUUAAUAUGAAAAAGAAAAAAAAGAAAUCAAUUACAUUUGUACUCAUUUAUAUUAAAUUUUUUUUUCUUUGGUUUUAUUAAUCUAAUUUGAUGUUAAGAAUGAACAAAAGAACAUAAGAAGAGAUCCGAUAGAUGCAUUUUGAUCUUUUCUGUACUUUGUAUCUAUCUAUCUAUAUUUAUGUAAAUGUUUCUUGAUUUCAAUAAAUAACUCGGUGGUUGAUUAUGUACAAGUAUGUACACAUCCAUGUAUGUAUACAUUCAUAUAUAACAAGUGAAUACAUAAAUAUACAAUAUUUAGAGUAAAUACACAACAAAGAGAGACAGGAAUACAAAACAAUGACAAUUACAACAAUAUGAAAUAUUUCAAUGAUGAUCUUUUUCUUUUCUUCAUUUUUAACACACCAAUUCGAUAGUGAUUUUACAUGGAUUAUGUUGUAAAUUGUUUUUUUUAGUUUUUUAAAAAAAAACAAAGUUUUCUUCAGUUUCUUGUAACCAGGCUGAUUGUACACUGAAAAUACUCAACUGUUGUUACGUAAUUAUCAUUAUCAAAUAUGAUUGGUUAAUAUUGUUUUUUUUUGUUUUUUUCUCUUUUUUUAAAAAAAAAGUAAUUUUAUGAUGUUUGUUUCUAUGUUAAUGUUUUUUUUUUACAAUUUUUCGAAAAGUUCUGAGAAUGGUCAUAAAAUAAGUACUUUUUUUCAUGUACAGGUAAUUGAAAUCAAGUAGAAAGUUAAAUAAAUGAAGUCAUAAAUAACUUUUCAUUCAACUAUGGAAAAAUCAA
Schistosoma haematobium is the source of this 1935-nucleotide messenger RNA. RefSeq lists its product as uncharacterized. Bases 94 to 744 code for a protein of 216 amino acids. NCBI's taxonomy places the organism in Eukaryota, Metazoa, Platyhelminthes, Trematoda, Strigeidida, Schistosomatidae. The transcript has 6 exons. Gene Ontology annotation, molecular function: phospholipid scramblase activity. Gene Ontology annotation, cellular component: plasma membrane. The record is from RefSeq and is a predicted model, not a curated record. Gene Ontology annotation, biological process: plasma membrane phospholipid scrambling.